Aspergillus tanneri is the source of this 1533-nucleotide messenger RNA. Its product is annotated as MSF1 domain protein. The record is from RefSeq and is a predicted model, not a curated record. The coding region runs from base 1 to 1533 and encodes 510 amino acids. Gene Ontology annotation, biological process: phospholipid transport. The transcript is spliced from 2 exons. Gene Ontology annotation, molecular function: catalytic activity; phosphatidic acid transfer activity. Lineage: Eukaryota; Fungi; Ascomycota; Eurotiomycetes; Eurotiales; Aspergillaceae. Gene Ontology annotation, cellular component: mitochondrial intermembrane space.
AUGGAAUCAUUUCAUAUUAUAUCCUCCCUUCGCUAUGACCCCGAACUUCCCCACGUCAUCAGUGAAAAGGCCUCUCAAUCCUAUCCUGACCCCCUACGCACGCCGUAUUACCUCCUUCCGUACCAUCAAGACCGACUCCUCAGUGCAGCACGCUGUUUUAACUGGGAGAAUGCCGUGAAAUUUCUAGAGCAGGGCUUAGGAGAAUUCGUUCAAUUUCUUGAUACGUUCAUACCUGACAAGACGAAGCCAUGGCGCCUUAGGAUACUCUUCGAUAGCAACGGAGUGGGCACAGUUGAGGCUAGUCCGACAGCGUCAAUUGAGCUCGUAAAUCUUUUCAUACCUUCUGGACCAAAUGCGUCGGGAAGCCCAUGGUCUGUCUAUGUGGACUCAGAACCCACAAUACCUUCUGCAUUUACAACGCAUAAGACGACUGCACGGGAAAAUUACACCUCCGCUCGACUUCGGUCAGGAAUUGUCUCUCCACAAGAGCAGGCAGAGGUUCUCAUUGUGAAUCUAAUGGGUGAAGUUAUGGAGGGCAGUAUUACAACUCCAUACUUCAGGCGCAGGUCUCAAUAUGGAGUAGACAAUCCUGAAAGUGGAGGUGUCGAGCCGGGUUGGAUCACGCCACCCCUCUCGAGCGGUGGCAAUGCUGGCACGACAAGGCGAUACGCGUUGGCUCAGGGGUUUUACGGUCUCUAUGCAUCUGCAGUUAUGAAGUUCUUUGAGAAUGUAUUCACUUACGAUUACUCCUUCCCUGCUGUCUCCUUAGCCUACUUUCUUCGGUAUCCGAACCCAUACUCUCGCCAUGUACUUACCACCGAUGUCAUUGAUCGCCACGUCGAUCCGGAAACCCAACGCCUUCAUACAACGCGGCUGCAUCUUAAAAAAUCGAAAAUCCCAUCUGGUAUACUCAAAUUGCUCCCGAAGGGCAUGGGAGGAUCGGAUCAUUCUGGACAGAGCUACAUCCUAGAGAACACUGUAGUUGACAUCAAGGAAGGCUGGAUGGAGACGGAGUCACGGAACAUGGAAUGGACUGGAAUACUGAGCGUCGUUGAGAAGCAAGUAUAUCAUCGCCAGCCUAUUGAAGGGGCACUUGAAAGUUUCGAGGGACUUUCUCUUGAUGACAAGAUACGGGAACAGACGACGGUGAAGACGACGGUGAUAUUUCGGUCCCGAUUCGGGCAAGGGAAACUCCUAGGAAACCGAAAAAGGGAGCAGUCAAUUGGCGAUCAAGUUGUAGAGGUUGACGAGGAAGCCCCAAAGAGGGGCUUCUUUUCCUCGCUAUCAACUGCUGGCAUUCAACGAACAAUUGAGCUGAUCGGCGUAAACCGGACCCGAGACGCUGUGCUCAGAAGCAAGCAGGGCAUGAAUGUUGUCCUAGAACGCUUGCGCCGCGGUGGAAUUGUUGCUGUCCUUGAGGGAAUGCGCCAGGAUCGUGAGGCAGCCUUUGGAGGAGAGGGUCCUUGGAAGCGCGUUUGGCUUCGAGGACAUGGCCUUAAGGACCAUGCACAUAUGGAUGACGAUGAUAAUUAG